AUGGACUUCUUACUCCAUCUAGCGCUUUUGGCGCUCUACGCUGGGCAUUUUUUUACAAUUAUCAGCCAUCCAAGCCAUCCAGUUCAACCAAUUAAUCCAAUAUUUAUUCCUCCAACAAUUCAGCCAACACCAAUUCCAAUACCUCCUAGUGAGCCCGAUCCACCAAUAAGUGUUUUACCGCCUCCACAACCUCCAGUUUAUCCAGAUGUUCAACUUCCUAUUGAUUACACAAAUGUUUGUGGAUUUGGCAUCAGUAUUACGCACUGUAUUCAACUGCUAUACCCUCCUGCUGAAAAGAUCAUCGUCAAUCCUCCUCCCGUCGUCGAGCCUCCUCCCGUCGUCGAUCCUCCUCCCGCCGUCGAGCCUCCUCCCGCCGUCGAGCCUCCUCCCGCCGUCGAGCCUCCUCCCGUCGUCGAGCCUCCUCCCGCCGUCGAGCCUCCUCCCGUCGUCGUUCCUCCUCCCGUCGUCAUUCCUCCUCCCGUCAUCGUUCCUCCUCCCUUCGUUCCUCCUCCCGUCGUCGUUCCUCCUCCCGUCGUUCCUCCUCCCGUCGUCGUUCCUCCUCCCGUCGUCUUUCCUCCUCCCUUCGUUCCUCCUCCCGUCGUCGUUCCUCCUCCCAUCAUUCCAACCGUCAUCUAUCCCCCCACCGAUGUCGUUCCUCCCAGUGUAGUCGAUCCUCCCGUCAACCCCCCUGUCCCACCGAACGCCAUCGAAAUUCAUGAACGUGAGCUCACACCGGUUGACAUUGUAGAAGAUGCCACGUUGACAACGAUAACGAUGAUCUCGAAAUAUGGAUAUCCAGCAGAAACGCAUUAUGUAACCACACACGACAGUUAUAUAUUGUGCUUGCAUCGGAUACCUCGCGUGGGUGCUCCACCGAUCCUGCUAGUCCAUGGCCUUAUGUCCAGUUCGGCGAUUUGGGUGGAAAUGGGCCCAUCACAAGGUUUAGCCUACAAACUGUACCAGCAAGGCUAUGACGUCUGGAUGCUGAAUACACGUGGCAAUAUUUACUCGAGGGAUCACAAGAAUGUCAACAUUAAGCCGUCAGAGUAUUGGGACUUCUCGUUCCAUGAAAUUGGCGUUUACGAUUUGCCAGCGGCAAUUGAUAUGAUCAUCUCAACGACGUCGCAGCCAAAGAUCCAAUACAUUGGACAUUCGCAGGGCAGCACAGCGUUCUUUGUGCUGUGCAGUGAGUUGCCGCACUAUAAUGAUAAAAUUGCUCUCAUGCAGGCGUUGUCGCCAACGGUUUACGUGCAGAACACCAAGAGUCCCGUGCUUAAGUUUUUGAGUCUCUUCAAGGGCAAAUAUGGCGUACUACUCAAUUUGAUGGGUGGUCUGGAGAUCCAGAAGGACAACACUUUGAUACAACAGUUCCGUAACCACAUCUGCGCAGCAGAUUCGGGCAGCGACAUCUGCAAGGUCUUUGAGUUUGUACUGUGCGGCUUUGGCUGGACAGAGUUCAACCCGAACAUGACCAACGUGGUUGUAGGACACACCGGUCAGGGCGCCUCAAGUGUUCAGGUCUAUCAUUAUGCAUACAUGAUGAAUUCCCAACAAUUCACUCGCUUUAACAAGGCGGCCCUUCAUAAUCAAGUCACCUACCAAGCACCCGCCUACAAUCUGACUAGAGUUUCAUGUAAGGUGGCAUUGCAUUAUUCCGAGGACGAUUGGCUCGCUGGCAAACAGGACGUUCAACUGCUGAGACAAAGAAUACCGAACUGUAUCGACAAUGCGUACAUUCUCCAGCGAGGUUUCAGCCAUUAUGACUACAUGAUCUCACGGAAUGUGAAUCGCCUCGUUUAUGGUCGUGUCCUUAACAAUUGCCAUGCAAAUAAGUAUGUUGUUCCUUUGAACCAGUUUACGAGUCCCUCUGGAUCAUAUUACCAAUAUGGAAAGUAGUUCUACUAAAAACUAAAAAAUUUUAUGGUGUCGGGUUUUGAUUUUUAUUUUUGUAAAUGCUUAAUAUAUUUUUAAUAAACUGGUUAUGGUCUUACAUUGUA
Molecule: messenger RNA, 1997 nt
Organism: Drosophila nasuta
Lineage: Eukaryota; Metazoa; Arthropoda; Insecta; Diptera; Drosophilidae
Product: lipase 1-like
Exons: 5
Coding region: 1-1896 (631 amino acids)
Source: RefSeq, a predicted model, not a curated record